AUGGAUUUCACAGGAUAAUUUAGAUUAGAUGAGGAUUCAAUGGCAAUAAAUAUCUUCUAAACACCUGUAAAAGGCUAAUUUUAAGGUAUGCUUUUAUUUAUCACAUCCUUGUCAUAUAUUAUAUUACCUGUUUAUGGCGGAAUAUUUUCGCGCUUAUACAACAAAUUUGUGACAAAAAAAUAUAUUUUUAGAUUCAGAAGCUAAUUGCAAUUCUCAAGCAAACACAAAUUAAAAAUUAUUUGUUUAGACUGAA
Paramecium sonneborni is the source of this 253-nucleotide messenger RNA. The record is from the annotation of a GenBank genome assembly. Lineage: Eukaryota; Ciliophora; Oligohymenophorea; Peniculida; Parameciidae.